UCCAUCCUAAGAUUCACCACCACCAAGCGCCGCAGUCAUGACGAGGGUGCAGCAGCGCUCGCCGGGCUUUCUGGUCCUCUUCCUGGUGGUCCUCAUCGCUGGGAUAGUUUUGUCUGGUCCCUCAACCCCACGCAGGAGCAGAGUCCGACGCCAGAACAUGAAGGUCCGCAUCAACGCAACAGGUGACACCAUAGUGAUGAAGUUUGUACGUCCCAACACCGACACCAAGCUGGAGGGUUACAUCCUGGGCUACGGCAGCAGCAUGUUCUCCAAACAGUUCAUUCAACUACCAGAGAACGGGAAGCCUUACGAGACCGAGUUUGACGCCGAGCCAAAGUAUCUUAUCGCCGUGCAGCCUAUCCCAACCAACGAUGUCAAAAAGCACUGCACAGGGAAAGUGGAAAUGGAUAAGCCACUCCACCUGGUUAUUGGCUCAGUGACGCCCACCUCAGUUUUACUCUCCUGGGGGACCCUACUGAAGACCCCCUACGAAGGGAAUAUCAUGAACGACUGUCUCGAGGAUGGACACUACACAGUGCGUUACCGAGAGAGGAACAGGAAGUGGAACUACCAGACCUGCCCGACAAGCGACACAGUCAUUGACAGGCUCAAGCCCAAUGCCGUUUACGAGUUUGGCGUCCAGCCCAGCUCUAAGGACAAGAUUGGAUCGUGGAGCAAGCCUGUUAUCCACAACAUCAGCUCUGGGGUCGUUCAAGAGAAAGUCAUCAGGAAAAUCUUCAAACGUCCCAUCACCCCUGUGAAACCCCUAGCACAAGGUCCUCACUUCCCCUUUACUCCUCGCCAUGUUCUUCAUAAUAGGACACAGGGCAGACUACCUCUCUCCCGCCACAUAACCCCAAAGACAACUCUUGCUCCCACCACAACUACUAGACAGGAACCUCUGUCUACCACUGGAUCCCCAGCACCUGUGACUACCAAACAGCAAAUUGGAGGAGGCCUACCGCAAUCUGUCAUUCCUCUUUUCCACGAGGUCCCCUCAGUUCCUAAUUUCCCACUUCCACUUCAGAUUUCACCUCCAGCAGUUUCUGCACCAGUCCCUAAGCAAAAUAGCGGACAAUCCCCAAAUCAUGCCCCACGUCUAUUAAAUCUUCAUCAACUGCCAACACAAUCCAAGCCCAGACCCCAACAACCCCAAACAGGUUCUCAACCAAAACCCCAGUCUGAUCAGUUAAGAUUCAAGCCCGUAGUUCAACACGAGCCAUAUCCAGAUCUCGAGCAGCAUGCUACAACACAUAACCCAAGUCCAACACAUUAUCAAACAUCACAACCGAUACCCCAAGCAAAUCCUCAGUCAGAAACCAGAUCAAUACCCAAGAUGCAGACAAAAUUGAAAACCCAGACGGAUCCACAACCCCUGUCACAGCCUCAAACACAUGAUCAAACAUCACAACCUAUACCCCAAGCAAAACCUCAGUCAGAAACCAGAUCAACACCCAAGAUGCAGACAAACUUGAAAACUCAGACAGAUCCACAACCCCUACCACAGCCUCAAAGACAUGAUCAAACAUCCCAACCUAUGCCCCAAGCAAAACCUCAGUCAGAAACCAGAUCAACACCCAAGAUGCAGACAAAAUUGAAAACCCAGACAGAUCCAACACCUCGAUCACAGCCUCAAAGACAUGAUCAAACAUCCCAACCUAUGCCCCAAGUAAAACCUCAGUCAGAAACCAGAUCAACACUCAAGAUGCAGACAAAAUUGAAAACCCAGACAGAUCCACAACCCCGAUCACAGCCUCAACGACAUGAUCAAACAUCACAACCUAUACCCCAAGCAAAACCUCAGUCAGAAACCAGAUCAACACGCAAGAUGCAGACAAAAUUGAAAACUCAGAGAGAUCCACAACCCCUAUCACAGCGUCAAACCACAAGUCAGCCUAAACCACCAAAUCAUCCAAUCACACAGCUCAUACAACCAACGCAGUUAAUAAGCAGGCCUGGAUUUGAGGCCCGUCCAAAACUGCCUCAACCAACAAAGCAACAUCAACCUCAAAGACAACAAGUUCAAACAAUUCCUUACAUCCUGCCUAAACAACCAGCUCAAUCUUCAACUGAGCCACAAAUCAAAACAAUUAAAACACAAUCUGAAUCAAAAGUCCAUUUUGAGACAAUAUCCCAACCUCUACAGAAAACCCCUCGAGCGCCUUGGCCAAGCACUAAGGAAGAGUUUAAAGUGCUUAAACAACCAGCCCAAUCUGCAACUGAGCCACGAAUCAAAACGAUUCAAACACAAUCUGAACCAGACACAACACUCCAACACUUCAUUCUACAUAAAACCUCUCGAGAGCCUUGGCCAAGCACUGAGAAACAGUUUACAGUUCAAUCAACACUCAAACCAAGGACUAGUUCUUCAACCUCCACGACGCACCCUCUACUGAAGAGAACAUCCCAGCCAGAAGCACACUCACAAACAAAAACACAACCAAGUGAGCCAGCCAAGUCUCAAAAACAACCGACCAAAAACAAUGACCAACCACAACCUUUAGAUAGAACCCAGUCACAGCCUCAGUCUCCUCUUUGGUCAGACCCUCUACCCCAAAGGAAACCUGCUUCCCAAGUCCCACCAACUACACAAAAUCAGCCCCACUAUGAAUCCCAAACCAAGGUAAAUCCUGCACCAGAGUCCAAGGCAGAAGCACAGCCUGGAAUUGAGAUUCAGCCUCGAGUCACGAGUCACUCUGGCCCUAUUGAGGUCCCACCCUUGCAGGCAGUUUCCACUGCUCCUAGUCCACCGGAGAAGGGAAAGCCUCUGCCAAUCCCAGCCCCGGCUGCAGAGAAGUCUGAUAGUAACAAUCUUGGUACCAUCAACCGGAGAGCCGAGGCCCCUCGCUCCCCCGCUCGCUCCUCGGCUAUUCCGUCUGGAAGAAACACAACAUUUUCACGCGUGCGGCUUCCUCCUCACUUCCCUCGCAAUGGUGUCAGACCAUUGCCCACCUCCUCCCACAGCUCCAGGAUCUCUGGGGCGCAUCAUAGGAGCAAUGCUCUCCCUAAACCUGGAGCAUGGCCCAAAGAGAAACCUGUUCUGCGCCAAACCAUUCCCGUUAACAAGAGACCCAACCUGGUGGGGAUGCCUAAUGACCAUGAUAAACCCAUGGACCUCAAACAAGGCGACAAGGAGUCCAUCUUGAAACCUUUCCCUCUGGUCACAUCCAAGCCUAAGCACGAACGUCGGCAGCAGACAACCACAACUACUCCGUCAUUAAACAGCAGCCGCUUUGACGUGAAUGAAAAUUCCUCCAUCUUCAGGCCCCUGCCUGCAUCCGAUGUGGACAUUAUGGGCAAGAAGCGCUAUGUGGCUCCUCACGUCGUCUACAAGACCGAUAAGAAGCCAGACGAGCCGUGUUCGAUCACGUCCUCCCUGAGUUACUUCCCAGACGAGGAGGACGGCAGCGAUCAGAACGUGACGGCUGCCCCCCGAAUCCCACCCACCAACCUCACCGUGGUCACAGUCGAAGGGUGUCCGUCUUUUGUCAUACUCGACUGGCAGAAAACCGAUAAUGAAACCAGAGAAUAUGAGGUCGUAUCAACAGCUAAAGGACCCAAUGGAGAAAAAGUGUCCAUAUUGACGACAACAAACCAGACACACACGGCAGUGGAGAAUCUAAAACCAGAAAGCAGUUACGAAUUCAAAGUGACACCCAAGAACGAGCUGGGAACGGGACCUUCCAGUGAACCUGUGUCGUUCAACACAGAGUCAGCUGACCCACGAGUGAGUGAAAAUGUAUCGGGAAAAGACGCCAUCUGGACGCAAUUCCCAUUUAAGACGGACGGCUACUCGGAAUGCAAUGGGAAGCAAUAUAUAAAGAGGACGUGGUACCGAAAGUUUGUGGGCAUCCAGCUGUGCAACUCCCUGCGAUAUAAGAUCUACCUUAGUGACUCGCUCAAUGGGAAGUUCUACAAUAUCGGGGAUCAAUCAGGUUACGGUGAGGACCACUGCCAGUUUGUGGACUCCUUCCUAGACGGGCGGACUGGGACACAACUGUUUGCUCACCAGUUACCUCCCAGGGAAGGUUACUUCCGGGCGCUGAGACAAGAGCCGGUUACCUUCGGUGAAAUUGGCGGCAAGUCGCAUGUGACUUACGUGGGCUGGUACGAAUGCGGCACGCCCAUUCCCGGCAAGUGGUAACACCUCCAGGCAGUCCAGAAGAAAGUCUGGAAAACAAGUACCAAAGGUGUCUAACGUGAAGGGACUUUCCUGUCACCAUAAACCAGUGGUGGAGAACCUUUCUCCACCCAUUUAGAUACUUAGGGCCAUAGUAAAUUCAUAAAAAAAAAAACACGACUGAGCAAAUGUCUAUUAUUAUAUAUUAUUAGCAUUUGUUGGUUGGAUGUUCCGCUGAGGAUUUGUUUUUAGAAUUAUAUGGCAGGCUGGAUGAAAUGUUCUUGCAGCCCCUGCCAUAGACACUGUAGAUUGGUGGUAUGGGGGGGGGUGUCUAAGGUUUCUACAAGGUAUGAAAGGGUUCAGGAAACAAAUCGUUGAUGUUGUAAAAGUGUCAAAAUGGAUGCAUGAGUGGUUAAUUAUAAUGUUAAUUAUACCGUCAUUGUUCUGAAAAUUGUUGGGAAGCUGGCUCCCAAAAUGUAUGAUACUAUUUAUCAAGGGGUCGUUACAAGAUUAUAGCGCAUGCUUGUACAUUCCAGAGGAUAUAUACUUGCAUGGCUACACACACACACACACACACACCCACACACCAUUUCUAUGCAGAAACAAAGUGCCACUCAUAUAAUGAUUGUACAUUUGUAUUAUGUAAAAUACAAGCAGAUAUGACACAUGCGAGACCGACAGUUUGCUGUUCCUGAGGAAUUGCUAGCAGUUGCAGAUUGCACAGUACUAUACUUUUGUUUAUAUAUAUGUGUAUGUAUAUGGAGUGAUUUUUUUUUGUCUACCAGGGAUAGUUGGAAGAAAGAAAAAGUGCAACAUGUUUGGAAAUCAGCUUCUAUGAUGUAGUUUUGAAUACUAACCUUUUUUCCAAUGCGGCUGUUUGAUAGAAAUAUUUGUGGAAACAUUUUGCAAACUGUACAUAAUUUUCAAAUUAUUUCUUACAAAUACUUUUGUGUUGCAACAUAUCAACUGUUAUUGAGCAAUAAAUCUGGUUUUGAUAUUAA
This is a messenger RNA of Syngnathus typhle (broad-nosed pipefish), 5121 nucleotides long. It is a transcript of the gene abi3bpa, whose product is annotated as target of Nesh-SH3. Lineage: Eukaryota; Metazoa; Chordata; Actinopteri; Syngnathiformes; Syngnathidae. The record is from RefSeq and is a predicted model, not a curated record. The transcript has 23 exons. Gene Ontology annotation, biological process: extracellular matrix organization; positive regulation of cell-substrate adhesion. Bases 38 to 4144 code for a protein of 1368 amino acids. Gene Ontology annotation, molecular function: protein binding.